UGCCUUUACAGGCGAGAGCGUCGAGAGAAGCACACGUAAGCGAGAGAGAGGGGUCGAAAGCCAUAGUUUUUGAGCUGCGAGAUUACGAGAGGAGGAGAAGAACCGCACGACACUGAACCUUCUCCCGAUCGCCAAGAAACCACGAUCUCCAAUCCCCCAAUCCACCCAGGAACCCACCCCUCCCGAUUCGCCCCGAUCGGGAGCCCGGAUCGAUCGAAAGGCGCCGCCUUCCCGCCAAAUCCGCCAUCUUUCUCUGGGAUUUGAUGCGCGGAGUCCCCAGGUGAGGUGAGGGGAAGAAGAAGGAGGAGGAGGAGGCGGCCAUGGCGUGCAGGGGGUUCUUCGAGUGGGUCCUCAAGCUGCUCAACUUCGUCGUCAUGGUGGUCGGGCUGGCCAUGGUGGGGUACGGCGCCUACCUGCUCGUCGUCUGGCUCCAGGUGCUGCCCUCGCCGCCGGCGCCCCCGCCGGCGGUGGCUCCCGGCGGCGGCGGCGAGGUGGUGCGGCUCGGGAGACCGCUGCUCCUCCUCCUCGAUGUGUCCAUGUCGGAUGGGAUCGAGGAGAGGCUCUCCAGUGCAUGGUUUAUUUUCACAUUUAUUGGUGUUGGUGUUAUACUCUUCAUUACAUCCAUCUUCGGUUGUUCUGGAGCAUCGAGGGGCGGAUGCUGUUUAUCCUUUUAUUCGUUCCUCAUUAUUUUGUUCAUACUGGUAGAGCUAGCUGCAGGAGGCUUCAUUUUCUUCAACCAUAGCUGGAAAGAUGUAAUUCCAGUUGACAAAACUGGUAACUUUGAUAUGAUGUACAGCUUUUUGAAGGACAAUUGGAGAAUCGCAAAAUGGGUUGCACUUGGAGCUGUACUAUAUGAGGCAGUGCUGUUCACUGUAGCCAUCAUAGUGCAGUCAGGCAAUCAAGCAGAUUAUGACAGUGAUGAUGAGUACAUUGUGCCGAGGUCGUCAACCCGGCAGCCAUUGGUGAACAAGCAACCUGUUGCUGACCCUAGGGUACCCAACCUCGACUACCGUCCAAUCCGGAAUGAUGCGUGGAGCCAAAGAAUGAGAGAAAAGUAUGGGGUGGACACCUUUGAUCCUAACAGGUUCCAGCAAGCGACAAUAUCUCCUGCAGAACAAAGAAGCCGAUGCACCAUCCUCUGAAACUUGGUUGAUAUCAGUCUCAGUAGCACCUCUGGAUUUUACAACUCAACUGUACAAUAACAUCGAUUAGUUCCGGGAUAUUGUUCACCAGGUUGAUAUCUUGAUCCAAUGCUGUUCAGCUGUGUAGAAUGUGGAGCUGUUCAGAUAAAAAAAAAAAACUUGCACAGUUAGAGGUCUGUAUGAACAUUUUGUAGUUGAUGCGUCCUUCAGUCUUGCAAUAAACAUAAUUAAACUUAGUUUUGUUGACAGAGA
This is a messenger RNA of Oryza brachyantha (malo sina), 1394 nucleotides long. Its product is annotated as tobamovirus multiplication protein 2A-like. Gene Ontology annotation, cellular component: membrane. The record is from RefSeq and is a predicted model, not a curated record. The transcript has 6 exons. The coding region runs from base 321 to 1142 and encodes 273 amino acids. Lineage: Eukaryota; Viridiplantae; Streptophyta; Magnoliopsida; Poales; Poaceae.